GAACUGUCAAGUCUGACGCAAAGUUAAUCGGUAAUCCAUUAUUGUUACUGGCAUCCCAGAAUACAUUGCGAGGGAUCAUGGCUGGUGUGUUGAAGAAGACCACUGGUUUAGUGGGGCUUGCUGUGUCUCAAAACCCUCAUGAGCGCCUGAGGAUACUUUAUUCCAAAAUCCUUGCAUCUCUGCAGACUAUUCCAAAAGAUGCAGCCUACAGAAAGUACACAGAACAGCUCAUCAACGACAGGUUUGACUUGGUAAAAUCGGAACCAGAUAUAGAGAAGCUGGAAAGAAAAAUCAACUGUGGACAGAUUGAGGAAGUUAUUGUCCAGGCUGAGAAUGAGCUCUCAUUAUCCAGGAAGAUGGUUGAAUGGAAGCCAUGGGAACCUUUAAAUGAAGAACCCCCGGCCAAACAGUGGAAAUGGCCAAUUUGAAAUAAGAAUGCUUGAACUAAAUGUAAAAUUUCUCCUUCUGUUGUCCCAAAUUGUUUGAUCUAAUGUCAUACAGUUGUAAAUCAUAUACAUGCAGUUUUGCAUUAUUUGUAAAAAAACUUAUAUUGAAUAAAAAUAUCAAUAAAACA
Messenger RNA from Polyodon spathula (Mississippi paddlefish), 574 nucleotides. RefSeq names its product NADH dehydrogenase [ubiquinone] 1 alpha subcomplex subunit 5-like. NCBI's taxonomy places the organism in Eukaryota, Metazoa, Chordata, Actinopteri, Acipenseriformes, Polyodontidae. The record is from RefSeq and is a predicted model, not a curated record. The transcript is spliced from 5 exons. The coding region runs from base 78 to 428 and encodes 116 amino acids. Gene Ontology annotation, biological process: respiratory electron transport chain.